GGUAACAUUGGUGGUGGUUUAACCUACAGCUGAUGACAUUUUGUCCUUGCAUUGCACAAAUUUUCACUUUUUUUUUCAGUUAUCAAGAUACUUUCGAAGAAAGAAGUGGUCGAUAUCACGUCGUGGUUAAUUAAUUUCUCUGUCAAGUUCUUCUAACAAACACUGAUUAAAAAUGGCAACGGGUCCUGCAAAUAUUGGAAUCAAUGGUUUCGGCCGUAUUGGACGUUUGGUAUUGAGAGCAGUUAUCGAAAAAGGAGGCCGAGUAUGCGCCAUUAAUGAUCCAUUCCUCAAUGUCGAAUACAUGGUUUACUUAUUCAAACACGAUUCUACACACGGUAACUUCAAAGGAGAAGUUAAAGCCGAAGGUGGAUCUUUAGUCAUCAACGGUUGUAAAAUCACCGUUUUCACCGAAAGGGACCCUAAAGCUAUCCCAUGGGGUAGUGUAGGUGCUUCUUACGUUGUUGAAUCGACCGGUGUGUUCACCACCAUCGAGAAAGCCUCUGCUCAUUUAGAAGGUGGAGCUAAGAAAGUCAUCAUCUCAGCACCCAGUGCUGAUGCUCCGAUGUACGUCUGCGGUGUCAACUUGGACGCUUACGAUCCAUCUGCCAAAGUCGUCUCGAACGCCUCCUGUACCACCAACUGUCUAGCUCCUUUGGCUAAAGUCAUCAACGAUAAAUUCGGUAUCGUUGAAGGUUUAAUGACCACCGUACACGCCACCACAGCUACCCAAAAAACCGUCGACGGACCGUCCGGAAAAUUAUGGCGUGACGGACGUGGUGCCGCUCAAAACAUCAUCCCUGCUUCGACUGGCGCAGCCAAAGCUGUCGGUAAAGUAAUUCCAGCUUUAAAUGGUAAAUUAACCGGUAUGGCAUUCCGUGUACCUGUACCCGAUGUUUCCGUUGUUGAUUUAACAUGCAGACUGGAAAAAGAUGCCAGCUACGAUGAAAUUAAGAAAGCCGUCAAAGAAGCAGCCGAAGGCCCGUUAAAAGGUAUCUUGGGAUACACCGAAGAACAAGUCGUAUCGUCUGAUUUCAUCGGAAGCAAUUUAUCGUCGGUGUUCGACGCCGAAGCCGGUAUCUCUUUGAAUUCGAAAUUCGUGAAAUUGAUUUCAUGGUACGAUAACGAAUAUGGAUACUCCAACCGUGUCGUAGACCUCAUUGCGUACAUGCAAUCCAAAGAUCAAUAAUAAUUGCAAAGAGCACUUUGAAACGAAUAUACACUCUGCUUACCUAUGUUUUACCGCUUGCGCUUCUAGUGAUUAUUUACUACCUGUUUAUUUUUUGUCGUUCUCGUAAUGAAUUUUUUACAUCAUUAUUUAAUACUUCAGCAAAGAUUAUUAAAUUCGAAGUUCCAUUAUGUAAAUUAAUUUUAAAAAAAAAAUCAUCCGUUAAUCGUGCUGAUUCGUGUAUUAUUUGCUUCGUGAGAUAAAAAAUAUAAGCGAUAAUUCCUAUA
Messenger RNA from Planococcus citri (citrus mealybug), 1452 nucleotides. RefSeq names its product glyceraldehyde-3-phosphate dehydrogenase 2-like. Gene Ontology annotation, biological process: glycolytic process; glucose metabolic process. Gene Ontology annotation, cellular component: cytosol. The transcript has 8 exons. Bases 173 to 1186 code for a protein of 337 amino acids. Gene Ontology annotation, molecular function: glyceraldehyde-3-phosphate dehydrogenase (NAD+) (phosphorylating) activity; NADP binding; NAD binding. NCBI's taxonomy places the organism in Eukaryota, Metazoa, Arthropoda, Insecta, Hemiptera, Pseudococcidae. The record is from RefSeq and is a predicted model, not a curated record.